Molecule: messenger RNA, 729 nt
Organism: Puccinia triticina
Lineage: Eukaryota; Fungi; Basidiomycota; Pucciniomycetes; Pucciniales; Pucciniaceae
Exons: 5
Coding region: 1-729 (242 amino acids)
Source: RefSeq, a predicted model, not a curated record
AUGGGCCCCCCGGCAUUCGCACUUUUCACACUUCCGCCGCCCCCCAACUGCCGGCCAAAUUCCGCCAACCAUCCGGCCGCUACCAGCCGAUACUUUGCCAUACGCCUACAUUCGAUCACGCGAGCUCCGCCACGUUUCGCAUACUUCCGUUAUCCACCCGACUGCUAUCAGCCAACAGUUUCCCAUACAGUAGAUCUAACGAAUUCCGCCGAGCACAACUACGCAGGCAUUCGACGAUUCGAGCUGGUUUUGGACAACAGCCCCCUUGCCGCACUGCUUGCACCCAGCUCAAAAAAAUCUCGAUCUAGCACUGUUGUAACCGCUUCAAACGUCGUUGGCACCCAGCUCGCUCCACCGUUACGAUCCGAAAAAAAAUCUGUUGGUGUCCUCGACAAGAAAAUUCAGUUCACUGCAGAUUCAAUCAAGAUCGAUGAACUUCAAGGACACGGAUCUAGUUGGAAAGACAACCAACAAAUUCCGGCACUGCCCAAUCCCCUGCGUGAAUGCCCCAACACCGAUGAUACUGAAGCUAUCACGAAGUUGCGAAACGAAACAACCUUUUAUUCAAAACUCAACUACGCGAUCAAUUGCGCAUUUCUACCCAAAUCGACCUCUGUAGCCAUGAAAGCCAUCGAAUAUCUGAAUGAACAUGGGAGCGAUUCAGUAAAAGAAAAAUUACAGCUUGAAAAGAAUAUGAUUGUUGCCUGCACCACUCUUGAUGUCGGCUAG